AUGGCUGUCGACCAAAAAGUCGCUUUGAUUGUCAUUGACGGUUGGGGUAUUGCCGGACCCGACUCGCCCCCGGAGGGCGAUGCCAUCGCCGCCGCCGAGACCCCGUUCAUGUCCGGUUUCGCCGAGGUCAACUCGAAGACUGCCCAGGGCUUCACCGAGUUGGAGGCAUCCUCGCUGGCCGUCGGUCUCCCCGAGGGCCUUAUGGGCAACAGUGAGGUCGGUCACUUGAACAUUGGUGCCGGUCGUGUUGUCUGGCAGGACAGUGUUCGCAUUGACCAGACCGUCAAGAACGGCGAGAUGAGCAAGGUUGAGAACGUUGCCAAGUGCUUCACUCGCGCCAAGGAGGGCAAUGGCCGUUUGCACCUGUGCGGCCUGGUCUCGGAUGGUGGUGUUCACUCCAAAAUCACUCACCUGUUCGCUCUGCUCGAGGUUGCCAAGGAAAUGCAGAUCCCCCAGGUCUUUAUUCAUUUCUUCGGCGAUGGUCGUGAUACCGACCCCAAAAGCGCCGUUACCUACAUGGAGCAGCUGCUCAACAAGACUAAGGAGCUUGGUAUUGGUGAGAUUGCCACCGUCGUUGGCCGUUACUACAUCAUGGACCGUGACAAGCGCUGGGAGCGUGUCGAGAUUGGUAUGAAGGGUCUAGUUACUGGUGAGGGCGAGGACAGCUCCGACCCUCUUCAGACCAUCAAGGACCGCUACGAGAAGAAUGAGAAUGACGAGUUCCUGAAGCCCAUCGUCGUUGGUGGCAAGGAACGCCGUAUUCAGGAUGACGACACCGUCUUCUUCUUCAACUACCGUUCGGACCGUGUUCGUGAGAUCACCCAGCUGCUGGGUGACUACGACCGCUCUCCUCGCCCCGACUUCCCCUACCCCAAGAACAUCUCCAUCACCACCAUGACCCAGUACAAGACGGACUACACCUUCCCCGUUGCUUUCCCUUCCCAGCACAUGGGUAACGUCCUGGCCGAGUGGCUGGGCAAGAAGAACCUCUCCCAGUGCCAUGUCGCCGAGACUGAGAAGUACGCCCACGUUACUUUCUUCUUCAACGGCGGUGUUGAGAAGCAAUUCCCUGGCGAGGUUCGUGACAUGAUCCCCUCGCCUCAUGUGGCCACCUACGAUCUGGACCCCAAGAUGAGCGCUGCCGGUGUCGGUGCCAAGAUGGUUGAGCGAAUUGGUGAGAACAAGUUCGACUUCAUCAUGAACAACUUCGCCCCGCCCGAUAUGGUUGGCCACACUGGUGUGUACGAGGCCGCCAUUCAGGGUGUUGCUGCUACCGAUAAGGCUAUCGGUGAGAUCUAUGAGGCCUGUAAGAAGCACAACUACAUUCUCAUGAUCACUGCCGACCAUGGCAACGCUGAGGAAAUGCUCAACGAGAAGGGCACUCCCAAGACUUCCCACACUCUCAACAAAGUUCCUUUCAUCAUGGCCAAUGCUCCCGCUGACUGGAAGUUUGCCAAGGACGGUGGUGUCCUGGGUGAUGUCGCCCCCACUGUCCUCGCAGCUAUGGGUAUUGAGCAGCCUGCUGAGAUGACCGGCAAGAGCCUGCUCAUCAAGUCGUAG
This is a messenger RNA of Penicillium cinerascens, 1560 nucleotides long. RefSeq names its product phosphoglycerate mutase, 2,3-bisphosphoglycerate-independent. The transcript is spliced from 4 exons. Gene Ontology annotation, cellular component: cytoplasm. The coding region runs from base 1 to 1560 and encodes 519 amino acids. The record is from RefSeq and is a predicted model, not a curated record. NCBI's taxonomy places the organism in Eukaryota, Fungi, Ascomycota, Eurotiomycetes, Eurotiales, Aspergillaceae. Gene Ontology annotation, molecular function: manganese ion binding. Gene Ontology annotation, biological process: glucose catabolic process.